This is a messenger RNA of Cordyceps fumosorosea ARSEF 2679, 624 nucleotides long. RefSeq lists its product as hypothetical. The record is from RefSeq and is a predicted model, not a curated record. The transcript has a single exon. Bases 1 to 624 code for a protein of 207 amino acids. NCBI's taxonomy places the organism in Eukaryota, Fungi, Ascomycota, Sordariomycetes, Hypocreales, Cordycipitaceae.
AUGCUGGCAACCACCGCCGAAGGGCUGCCCUUCCUGCGGACGUCGCCCUCGCAACCUCACCACAUGUCACGGAUGAUUGGACGCAAAAACAAAAUCUACCAGUCCAAGAUUUUCAAAAUCACCGAGAUCCAGGACGAGCUCAUGCCGGCCGCCGAGGCGGAGGACCGGUGGGAGCGCAUCGUCACGCGGCAGCUGCGUGAGGAGGGGCUGCCGCCUCGGGAAGCGCCUUCGGGCGACGCGGAGGAGACCUACGCGUGGAGCCUGUACCUAUCCCGCCUGUGGAUUGAGUGGAAGAUUGAGGCGACGUGGCAGGACUGGAUCGCGCGGGGCGAGGCGCUGCAGCGCAUCGUGGACGCGGAGCAGGACCUGGCGGAUCAGGAAGCGGGACGGACGCGGAGGCCCGAACCGACGACUGGGGAGCAUGCGCGGCCGAUGGCAACGGUCAACGUCUCAGGGAGCAAGUACAACUUCUUGACUCCUCUUGAGCUCCAGGGGAAACCGAUUCAAAUGGACGGUCAUGACGUCUUUGCCUCGGAGACUUGGGCCGCGGUUGUCAGGUCACGGCACGGCAUGCUGCGAUCCUGGGCCGACAAGGCACAGACAGCUCAAAGAAGCACUGUAUAA